UCGGCGGUCGCAGGCCGCGCAUGCGCACAGCCCUAGCCCGGUACAUCACAACUUCGACCAUUUUUAUAAACAUCGCGCACUCUAUGCUUUGAUACCAAGUUAACCUGUAAUUUUACCCCGCAAAGUGUAACACUGACUUGACUGAAUAAUUAAUGUGAACUACAAUCCCGUGCUAGAAAUAUGAGGCUGCCGAUUUUUGAUAUGCCGAUGAAGAAGUCGUGCAAGCCGGCGAUGCUGGGGCGCGUGUGGGCGGCCAGCAGACGUGCACUCAGCCUGGAACACGCGCCGCCACAUCAGUUCGCCUGCUGCCAGUGGCAGGCCGGACACAAACCUUCCUUAUACUACCUCACAUAUAGAUGGUUGGUGUUCCUGACGGUGACAUCUAUAGCGGUGGCGAGCUUCGCGUGCCAGCGUCUGCCGCGACUUUACAAGGGGCCCAAGGUGGAGCUAAACUACUUUAAGUGGUUUAUCUACUUCACCAACUGGGGCUACCUCCUGAUCGCACUGCAGGCAGCACUCGCCCUCGCCGUUGUACACCGCUACAGAAAUGAAAAGAGUCUUAAUAUUAGUUGCGAUGAUGACGAGAUCCAGAUGCCGCGUCGUCAGAAGACGCCGGUGCUGUGCCGUAUGUACUGGCUGGCGCAAACUGUCGCCACUGACCUCGCUUUUGUCAUCACGCUCGUAUACUGGACGCUUGUGCAUGACCCUAGAAUACACGAGAUAAACGCGCUGAACCUGUUGGUACACGGCGGCAAUUCGCUGGUGAUGUUGGCUGAGCUAGCGGUGACGGCGCACCCGGUGCGCGCCGCUCACGCUCUCUACGGCGCCGGCGCCGGCCUCGCCUAUGGCCUUUUCAGUGCCCUCUACUGGGCACUUGGUGGCACCGACCGCCUCGGACUGCCCGCUAUAUACCCAACCUUAGAUUGGAAUAAACCUGGGUCUGCGUUCGGUUUUGUAGCGCUAUGUGCUGUGGUGAUGAUGUUUGCGCACGGCGUGGCGACGUGCCUAGCAGCGGUGCGCGCCCGGGCAGCCGCGCGACUGCGCCCCGCCGCUCAUGACCGUCUCGCCCUGCCCGCGCACUGAACCAACACGCAUAAGGAUAAUAAAUAAUACAUCUAUAGAAGUGAUCAUUAUCCUCGAACUAAAGUUAAUUGAGUCUGCACAAAGCUGUUACAUCGUUUCAAAAUGAGUACCAUGGACUCGCUUGUAUUGUACUUUCACCUGCAAAUAACAGCGCCUGAUGAAAUGCAAGUGGCAAAAAUAAAUCAUCUGAAUGAUAUGUUUUAGUGUGCGUGUUUCGGCAGUGUAUACACACGGUGUUAUAUACAUCUGUAGUGGUAACAGCAGAGUGCAGAGAAGACAUUGUAUAGAUCCACGGCUUAAGUCAUGCACAAAGUUUCACUUCUAAUUUCUAAUAUUUAUUAUUCUUAUGCUCGAAGUGUUUAAUUAUAAGUAAAUAUAGAUGUGUUCUAUAUACGUAGCGCGAUGUGAUUUCAAUUAUAUAAGUGUAAAAUAAUGCACGUUUAUGUAAAAUGCAAGCUGGCAUAUUGCAAAAGGACGCAUGGAUGCAUGUUAUGGUAAACUCAGUAUUAUUAUUUAGAACAAAAGAUAAAAAGUGAUAUUUUAUUUCGAAAUUUUUAGAUGUCUAAUUUAAUUAUUUUCUACAUUUUAACUAAAAAUGUGAUAUAAAUUCACCUCCUUCAUCAAUUAUGAUUUAGAGAAUCUCAUAAAGCACUAAUCUAUCGAUACCUUAGAAUGUUAUACCAAUGAUUAUUUUAAGUCGAAAAAUAUCAUGUGAAAAAUGGAUUUUAAUUACUUUUUUCUUAUCAGAUCCUACAAAAUAUCUUCAAGUUAUUAUACUUUUUUUAUACUUUGAAAUUUACGAAUGUUAUCGUAAUUUUUAAUUUGUCUAAGAUUAAAAACUUUUUAUUAGGAUCCAGAGUGCGAAGUGCCAGUAGUCUAUUUCUACUAAAAUCGUUUGAAUUUCCACUUGUAUGUAAUUAAAUGGAUAGGAUUUUAAGUUAAAAUAAAUGGUAUUGUUCCUAGCCUAAUGAGAUAUUUAGGCGUCAUGCUGUGAUCAGAGCAUCAUUUAGCUUUAUAUAGCUCAUUGUAGAACAUUUUUGUGAUCUUGAGAGCAAUAAUGACAAAUCCAAAGAUUUUAAUACAUUAUUACUGUAAUUUCACUAUAAAAUCUCAAAAACAGUAUAGACCUGGACUCAUUGAAUAUUAAAGAAAAACUAUGAUUAAUAUUCAUUUUAAACAAAUUCCAUUUUUAAAAUUUUUGUGGCUGCAUCCCAGUAGUACCUUUACCUCAUACUUAUAGUUCAAUAGAUAUGUUAGGAUGUUCACAUUGCUUUCAAAUGUUAUCCUAAUAGUUCUAUAUAGUACUAUAGUAUAAUUGUUCCUCUUGACUUUAUAAAAAUAUAAAAAUUAAAAACUUCAUAUUUAAACUCAACUUACAAACAAAAGAAAUCUUCAAU
Papilio xuthus (Asian swallowtail) is the source of this 2480-nucleotide messenger RNA. RefSeq names its product protein rolling stone. Gene Ontology annotation, cellular component: membrane. NCBI's taxonomy places the organism in Eukaryota, Metazoa, Arthropoda, Insecta, Lepidoptera, Papilionidae. Bases 181 to 1083 code for a protein of 300 amino acids. The record is from RefSeq and is a predicted model, not a curated record. The transcript is spliced from 6 exons.